AUGAUUGCCACCACGCCUUCCUUUGCUGACCCUGCACAGCGGGACCGAUCUCGUUCUCCUCGACGCCGUUCGCGCAGUCCUCGACGUACUCGACGCUCUUACUCGCCCAGAAGCCGCUCCCGGAGCCGUGGCGACGACUACCACCGAAGUGAUCGCCGAUCUCGAAGUCCCAUGAGCGGUGCACCCAACGCAUCUGGGGGAUACGCGGGGUCAGGCUACGCUGGUAGUAGAGGCGGAGGUCCACCAAGAUCUUUCGAAGAUCGUGCCGCCGCAAAGGAACAAAUGAUGCAGUCCGUGCGCGAUUCAUCUCAACAAGACCGUCGUGUCUAUGUUGGCAAUUUGGCCUAUGAUGUCAAAUGGCAUCACUUGAAAGAUUUCAUGAGACAGGCUGGAGAAGUUCUCUUUGCUGAUGUCUUAUUACUUCCGAAUGGAAUGUCGAAGGUGGGCGCCAUUGUGAUUGUGGAAUACGCAACUAGGGAACAAGCCCAGCAAGCUAUCCAAACACUCAGCAAUCAGAGUCUCAUGGGCCGUCUGGUCUACGUCCGAGAAGAUCGCGAGACUGAACCUCGAUUCACUGGACCAUCAAAUCGUGGAGAUUUUGGUGGUGGUCCUAGAGGUGGUGGUGGCGGCGGAGGCUAUAAUGCCUACGGCAUGGGUGGUGGCGGCGGUGGAGGUGGCCGUCAACUCUAUGUUUCCAAUCUUCCUUUCAAUGUCGGUUGGCAAGAUUUGAAGGAUCUUUUCCGCGGCGCUGCCCAGGAAGGAGGUGUUAUUCGCGCAGACGUCCAUAUGGACCCUACUGGUCGACCCAAAGGCACCGGCAUCGUCGCCUACGAAUCACCAAACGAUGCACGCAACGCUAUCCAGCAGUUCAAUGGUUACGAUUGGCACGGCCGAGCCCUCGAAGUCCGAGAAGACCGCUAUGCGAGCAGUGGUCCGAUGGGCGGAGGCUACGGCGGAAGGGGUGGCUUUCAAGGCGGCUUUGGAGCACGUGGUGGAUUCGGGGGUGGCCGUGGAGGCUACGGAGGAGGUCGUGGGGGCUUUGGUGGUGGUUACUCUCGGGGUGGUUACGGAGGCGGCGGAUAUGGCGGCGGCGGCGGUGGCCCUGGCAGUACCGGUGGGUAUGGUGGCAAUCCCCAGGAGCAAGCUGCACCGAACCCUUUCACCGACUUCGCCACUUCCGGAGGAGAGAGGAGCACGAUCAUCUAUGCCCGAAACCUUCCUUGGUCAACCAGCAAUGAUGACUUGAUCGAGUUGUUUACCACCAUUGGCAAAGUCGAACGAGCAGAGAUCCAGUACGAGCCUAACGGACGUUCCCGAGGAACCGGAGUGGUUGAAUUCGACAGCACUGAGAACGCUGAAACUGCAAUCUCAAAAUUCACCGGCUAUAUGUAUGGCGGUCGCCCUCUUGGCCUGACAUACGUCAAGUACACGAAUGCCAAUGGUCAAGACGCAAUGGAAGGGCAAGAGGCGGCAGGCGGAAUGACACAAGAUCAGAUGAUGUGA
This is a messenger RNA of Exophiala bonariae, 1503 nucleotides long. RefSeq lists its product as uncharacterized. The coding region runs from base 1 to 1503 and encodes 500 amino acids. Lineage: Eukaryota; Fungi; Ascomycota; Eurotiomycetes; Chaetothyriales; Herpotrichiellaceae. The record is from RefSeq and is a predicted model, not a curated record. Gene Ontology annotation, molecular function: mRNA binding. Gene Ontology annotation, cellular component: nucleus; cytoplasm. The transcript has 8 exons.